Molecule: messenger RNA, 1179 nt
Organism: Paramecium tetraurelia
Lineage: Eukaryota; Ciliophora; Oligohymenophorea; Peniculida; Parameciidae
Exons: 3
Source: RefSeq, a predicted model, not a curated record
AUGUAAAGUUAUCUAUAGAAAUAAGACAGCAACAGACGAUAGUCAUUUACUUUUGAUAUGGAAGGACAAAAUAUUUAUUAUUAUUCAGUAGCAAAACCAUUACCAAAUGACAUUAUUGAUGACCUAAUCGUAUGUUCAAAAAUUAAAAAGCUUUUACUAUCUUAACUACCUAAAGUGUGGUUUAUAAUGGCUAAAACAACUGCUUAUUUAACCAUUGAUAACCAGUAGAAGUUUGUGACUUCAAACUUCAUUUUAGACAUUUUUGUAUACAGUUGGUUAUCAAAGGAGUUAUAAGACCUGAAAUAACAGUUAUUAAAUAGAAUGAGUAAACUUAACAUAGAAAUGGAAAAAUUUCAUCGACUAAUUGACAUAUUUUCUUAGGAGAUGACUUUUAUAUAAAAAGAACUCGUUUAAACCAAUACUUGGGAAUACUAGUUGAAUUAUAAUAAGAACUGCAUAAAGCCACUCUUCGUCUUUCGAGAAAAGUGCCCACUUGAGCAUUUAUGUCUUAUUAAAAGAAUUGAUGAAUUAAACAUCGAUGACGAUAGCAAAAAUUCAACUUUGACAUCUUCUUAAAAUUCUCAAAAUUCCUAUCAAAAAGAGAUCAGCAGAAGCAAGACCGAUACUAAAGAAAUAACAGCGAUCGUUCUAUCUAAUAAAAUGAGAAAGUUUUCUAAGCAAAUGGAAAAAAUGAGCGAAAAUUUUUUUUAAGAAUUGAUUACAUUUAAUUCUCAAGAAUAAUAAUGGCAAAUUGCGGGAUAAUUCGUAGUAAUUAUCAUUGAAACCACAGUCUAAUCAGAUUUCGAUAUGAAAACAAUUGAAAAGGUUAGAUUUAUUUAACCUGCAGUGCUCUUUUAUAAGAAAGCAAUAUAAAUUUGGAUGUUAACAAAAUAAUCUCACUUUGAUAAGAAUCUAAAUUAACACUCAAGAAUAGGCAAAGUAUCAUUUAGCCAUUUUUUGUGUAAAGCAAAGUGCUUUCUUAGCUAAUAUUGGAAAGAAACAUUAACCAUUCCUCUACACACAUUUUUUUAGUUAGCAGAAUAGCUUUAUCCUUAGGUGGAAAAUGAAUCAGUUAUGAUCAAGAAAAUGAGCACUUUUUCGAUUCUCUUGAAAGAAAAAAUAGUAUCAUUAUGGGAGCAAAAUUUAUCUCUAUUCGCUAAAUCACAUAUAUAAAAUUGA